Molecule: messenger RNA, 606 nt
Organism: Ambispora gerdemannii
Lineage: Eukaryota; Fungi; Glomeromycota; Glomeromycetes; Archaeosporales; Ambisporaceae
Source: the annotation of a GenBank genome assembly
AUGAGGUAUCCAGCCUUCCUUUCACGAUUUUCACGAUGGAGCUCUUUCCUAAGCCGUUUGGCAGGGCGUUCCAAAUAUCAAAAUUAUCAAUUACCUCCCGAGUUUGGUCGUCCUUCAGAUACGGAAACAUGGGACGAAAUCUCAGCUAAAUUCCUUCUUUUGUGCAAAAUUUACUCAAGCUCGUACGUCUCCGCAAGAUUUGCAAAGAGAAGCGGGGAGAUAUGCAAUCCGCAAAGAUUGGGAUCUUUAUUUGCGCCUGCGAGACAAAUGAAUACGACGGUCAAAGGUUACUCUACGAAAAAUUCAAAUAACGAAUAUGAGCCGAAGUGGAUUGAGUUAGACUUGUUUAUUGAAAUGCAUAAAUCAAUAAUGGAGGCAUCAUUGUUUAGAAUGGCCGCAGGUCUUGGGGAGAGUAUCAUAAAGAACCAUGCGUUCUUGGAUGGAAAUAAGAGAGCUGGCAACCUUGCCAUUAAUAUGUUUUUACUUCUCAAUGGUUACGAACUAGUUUCUUCCGAAAAAAUUUUAAUAGGUGUGGCAACGGGGGAUAUUGAUUUAGACAUGUUGGAGUCUUGGAUUGCCAAUAAUGUAAAAGCAAAAAAUAAGUGA